Messenger RNA from Diversispora eburnea, 780 nucleotides. The record is from the annotation of a GenBank genome assembly. Lineage: Eukaryota; Fungi; Glomeromycota; Glomeromycetes; Diversisporales; Diversisporaceae.
AUGUUUGAAGCACGUCUUACUCAAGGUGGUCUCCUCAAAAAAUUACUUGAGUCCGUCAAAGAGCUUGUUACCGACGCGAACUUUGAUUGUAGCGAAACUGGUAUAGCUCUACAAGCUAUGGACAACUCUCACGUCGCGUUAGUAUCACUUUUAUUACGUUCUGAAGGAUUUGAACCAUAUCGUUGUGACAGAGGUUUCUCUUUGGGAGUGAAUCUAAACUCUUUAAACAAGAUAUUAAAGUGUGCCGCAAAUGAAGAUAUUAUUACUCUCAGAGCUGAUGAUAAUUCAGCAGAUAGUUUAAGUUUAUCUUUUGAGAGUCCAAGUAAUGAGAGAGUCAGUGAAUAUGAAUUAAAAUUAAUGGAUAUUGAUCAAGAGCAUCUUAGUAUUCCUGAUACGGAUUAUGAUGCUACUAUCGUUAUGCCAUCAGCUGAAUUUCAAAGAAUUUGUCGAGAUUUGACCGUUGUGAGUGAAUCAGUAACUAUUGAUGUAGCAAAAGAUACUAUUAAGUUUACUGCAGAAGGUGAACUUGGUUCUGGGAACAUUAAACUAAAAUCUACAUCAUCUAUUGAUAAGCCUGAAGAAGCUGUUACUAUUGAACUUGGUCAAGAUGUUUCACUUCAAUUUUCUCUUAAGUAUCUUACAAAUUUCACAAAAGGUACCCCAUUAUCUGAAAGUGUUAUGCUCUGUUUAUCUGAAAAUAUGCCUUUACUUGUAGAAUAUAAAAUGGUUGACAUUGGUUAUAUUCGAUAUUAUCUUGCUCCAAAGAUUGGUGAUGAAUAA